AUGGCCAUAACCACCAGCGAAAGCCUUCUCGGUUUUCGUGACAUACCUGCAGGCACUCAUUUUCUGUGGGUUCAGCAACCCGGUGCCACAUCCCGAAACGGGUAUUGGUAUGUCACCCAGGAGCAUAACAGCCGAGUGCGCGUGAAGCAAUGGGAUCAGUACAACGAGGUCCUCUCCAGCCUGCCAAACCAGGCCGAGGAACGACACCAGGCCGAAAGGCUCGAGUCCAUAUACCCUAAGCUAAAGCCGUACGACAUGCGCGGUGGUUCCAAGAGGAGGUCUGCCAGAGCCUCGCAGCCCAUGCCGUUCUCCAUCGCUGGCCGGAACGAGCCAUCAUUCAUCACAGACCCAGCCAAGAUGUGGCAGCAGCUAACCCACGCCAUAUCCGAGCCAUUCCUAACUCGAAUCACUGGCAUCAAGUCAGUCGACGCCUGGCUCGUCGACUCCGCCGACUGUGCUGCUGGAGAAUCAUACCGAGCCCAAUACAAGUCGGUGCAGUCCAGCGAGUUCAACUUCCUCUUUGCCCAAGACUUUAAGGAUUUAGAGCUUCUCGACUCUGACCCGACUAGACGAGACGUGGUCGAGGACACCACGGAUCGAGUUCUGGCUCUUCUUCGGAGCACCGACUCCAAUUUUGACCCGUGUGAGAUCAUCGCCGAGCUUCAGUUCACGUUCUUGACAGGCACUCAUCUGGGCAACCACGCUUGCAUGGAGCAGUGGUGGGAUCUUGUGCUCAAGAUCAUCGUGCGCGCGUACCGCCUGGUUCUCUUUUACCCGGUCCUCACUAUUGAACUCAUUAGGACGCUGCAUGCGCAGAUUAUCUAUACGGAGGAAAAUGUCGAGUCUACCUCGGAGGAAGAACAAGAGAAGGGCCGCAGUGAGCAUACCAUCGGGCCGUGCCCGGACAGACCCAUUUACCAGUUCAAUCUCCAAAAUCGGCGAAGGUUGAGAACUGCACUGGCUAAGUACGCCAGGAAGCUUGAGGAGGUAUUGAAUGGGCUGGGCGAUGCGGUGACCAUGGAGCAGUCGACAGCGAGGGCUAUUUUCGGCGAACUCGAGUCAUGGCUGUUUACCCGCGGAUGGGACCUGGGGUCCAAAAAUGCGAAGGUUGAGGAAACCAAACAGCGGGAUGAGAUAGGCGAGGAUGAUGACGAUGAUGACGAUAUGCCGGUUGUGGUGGAUCUGGAUGAGCAUGGAAGGGAGGUUGGAUUGGUUUCAUUCAAUGACUGAGGAGAUGAAGUACGGUUGGGUUGUUAUCCACAACACGGACAAGAGAUUGCUCGCAUAGCAUAAACUUGUGAGUUAAGAGUGAUGACAUGUGAAAGAAACACUAUAACGUGC
Messenger RNA from Neurospora tetrasperma FGSC 2508, 1341 nucleotides. RefSeq lists its product as uncharacterized. The transcript has a single exon. Lineage: Eukaryota; Fungi; Ascomycota; Sordariomycetes; Sordariales; Sordariaceae. The record is from RefSeq and is a predicted model, not a curated record. The coding region runs from base 1 to 1230 and encodes 409 amino acids. Gene Ontology annotation, biological process: spliceosomal tri-snRNP complex assembly.